Messenger RNA from Cuculus canorus (common cuckoo), 1507 nucleotides. It is a transcript of the gene HOXD8, whose product is annotated as homeobox D8. Gene Ontology annotation, molecular function: RNA polymerase II transcription regulatory region sequence-specific DNA binding; DNA-binding transcription factor activity, RNA polymerase II-specific. Gene Ontology annotation, biological process: regulation of transcription by RNA polymerase II. The transcript is spliced from 2 exons. Gene Ontology annotation, cellular component: nucleus. NCBI's taxonomy places the organism in Eukaryota, Metazoa, Chordata, Aves, Cuculiformes, Cuculidae. The record is from RefSeq and is a predicted model, not a curated record. The coding region runs from base 149 to 970 and encodes 273 amino acids.
GGGAGCGAUUAUAUUCCAGCCCUGGUCACCACAUACACGGAGAGCAGGAGCGGGGCGCGCACGGCUGGCGGCGGCGGCGGGAUGAGCGCGGCGUGAGGCACCGGCGGCGGCGGGAGAGCAGCCCCGCGCCCGCCGCCCCCGCUCCCCGAUGAGCUCCUACUUUGUCAACCCGCUGUACUCCAAGUACAAGGCGGCGGCGGCGGCUGCGGCUGCGGCGGCGGCGGCGGCGGCGGGGGAGCCCCUCCAUCCCCCGUACUACGACUGUCACUUCGCGCCCGAGGUGAGCGGCCGCCACGCCGCCGCCCUGCUCUACGGGAACGGCGCGGCCGCCGCCGGGUUCCCGCACGCCGGCGGGGCGGGGGGCGGCGGCGCGGCAGCGGACUUUUACCACCCGGCCGGGGGGAGCCCCGCGGCCGCCUACCAGCCGCCUCCUCCUCCCCCCGCCGCGCCUCCGCCUCCUGCCCCCUGCAGCGGGGUUACCUGUCACGGGGAGCCCGCUAAAUUUUACGGAUACGAUAACUUACAGAGACAGCAGAUUUUUACGACACAGCAAGAGGCCGAGCUGGUACAAUAUCCUGACUGUAAAUCGUCCAGUGCUAAUAUUGGCGAGGAACCAGACCACUUAAAUCAGAGGUCGUCUCCUGCUCAAAUGUUUCCCUGGAUGAGACCACAAGCAGCGCCGGGUAGGAGGAGAGGAAGACAAACAUACAGCCGAUUCCAGACUCUAGAGCUGGAAAAGGAGUUCCUCUUUAACCCCUAUCUGACCAGGAAGAGGAGGAUCGAAGUGUCCCACGCACUAGGACUCACCGAGAGGCAGGUAAAGAUCUGGUUUCAGAACAGAAGGAUGAAAUGGAAAAAAGAGAACAACAAGGACAAAUUCCCCGCUUCCAGACAGGAGGGAAAGGAAGGGGAGGCCAAAAAGGAAGCACAUGAUCUGGAAGAAGACGGAGCUGAAGGCCAGACAAAUUAAAUUUUGCCCUAAAAGUCUUUGUGAAUGUCUAUUAAAAAAAAAAAAAAAAAAAAAGAAACCAGGAAACAAACAAUAACAACAAAUACCCAGAGCCAUAGCCUGACACCUAGGGCCGUCUCCUCCUCUACGUGGUCCUGCCGUGGGACAAGUGACCCCCUGUCCGUCCGCUUGACAUUUCUCUGCUUCUGGUGCUUAAUUUGUUUGUGGUUUCAUUUUGUUUUGUUUUGGUUUUAACCAUAUCCAGAACACUCUCUAGAUUUAACAGUUCAUCUGCUUCUUUCGGAGAUUCGAUGCAGAGUUUGUAGCAGUACGUUUCUAAUGAUAUAUAUAAAAAUGCAUAUUUUUUUCAAUCUUAAAAGACGGUGAUUGUGGGAAACGGCGUAAACUUCCUAAUAAUAAAUACCAAUAAGCAAGACAUUUAACAGUGCUUUAUUAAUCAAGACAAGUGCACUUGUACUGUUUUAAUUCUUGUUCUUAUCUAAUGUUGAAUAAAUUAAAUAAAUUUAAUAAUUUUGAAUAAAAGAUCUUAGAAAUAUA